This is a messenger RNA of Osmerus eperlanus (European smelt), 3888 nucleotides long. RefSeq names its product ATG16 autophagy related 16-like 1 (S. cerevisiae) (gene atg16l1). The coding region runs from base 243 to 2105 and encodes 620 amino acids. Gene Ontology annotation, cellular component: autophagosome membrane. Lineage: Eukaryota; Metazoa; Chordata; Actinopteri; Osmeriformes; Osmeridae. The transcript has 20 exons. Gene Ontology annotation, molecular function: protein binding. The record is from RefSeq and is a predicted model, not a curated record. Gene Ontology annotation, biological process: negative stranded viral RNA replication; autophagosome assembly.
ACGUUGGUUGCCAUCCUCUAUAAAGCACCGCAGAAGAGUAGGAGCAGGAAGAAGAUUUAAUUACUGUUAUUGUGGUCGAGUCCCUUAUCAUUUUUGCGUUCUUAUUACCGUAUGGUCUUAAUAGCGUCCGAAGACUGGGUUAGAUGGUGUGAGUUUAUUACCCUCUUUGUUUGUUAAGACAACUAUCUAGUUAGCCAGCUAGCACUCGCCAAGCUACCCUAGACAGAUGCGCCAAGGUGGCAAUGGCGGAGCGCCGUGUGGAGUGCUCAUGGAAGAAGCACAUCGCAGAGCAGCUGAAGCAGAGAGACCGUGUGCAACGACAGGCCUUUGAGGAGAUCAUCCACCAAUAUAAUCGUCUGUUGGAGAAGUCAGAUCUACAAACUGUACUCUCAGAAAGAUAUCAAACUGACAAAUAUGACCUACAGAGCAGACAUGAGGCCAGCCCAGGGGCAGACACCACCCGUAAUGAUGCCUUACAGCAGGAGAUGGCCCAGAUGAGAAUCAAACAUCAGGAGGAACUGACAGAGCUGCACAAGAAACGUGGCGAGCUGGCCCAGAGUGUGAUUGAACUUAAUAACCAGAUUCAGCAAAAAGACAAGGAGAUCCAAAGCAAUGAGGCCAAGAUGCUGGAGUAUCAGCAGCAGAUAGCUAAACUGGAGGGGGAUUGCAAAGAGCUACACAACUACCUGCAGGACCUGGAGAGGGCCAACCAGACUCUGAAGGAUGAGUAUGAUGCCCUGCAGAUCACCUUCAGUGCCCUGGAGGAGAAACUGCGGCGCACCACCGAAGACAACCAGGAACUGGUGUCCCGCUGGAUGGCUGAAAAGUCCCAGGAGGCCAACCGGCUCAAUGCUGAAAAUGAGAAGGACUGUAGACGUAGGCAAGCUAAGCUCCAGAAGGAACUGGCGGAUGCUGCUAAGGAGCCACUGCCCUUUGACCCGGAUGAUGAUAUUGAGGUUGUACCAGAGGAUUCUGGGAAAGUGCCUGGAGAGGCUUCGCCUAACCGUCCGCUUAGUCGUACUCCCAGUAAACGCAUAUCACAGCCUCCUCCAGGUGGUCUAUUGGACUCCAUCUCCAACAUAUUUGGCGUGUCUGAGUCUGUGCAGCCUGGACUCCUCCCAUCAGACUCCAGGCGUCGUCCUGGCAACUCCUUCAGCUCCUCACCUGAGAAUGCCGAAGCUCCGUCUGGGGUGUGUGCGGAAGUCCAUGUGCCCUCGACCGCACUGCAUGUGUUUGAGGCCCAUGACGGGGAGGUGAACGCAGUUCGUUUCAGUCCUGGUUCUCGAAUCUUGGCCACGGGGGGGAUGGACCGUCGGGUCAAACUAUGGGAAGUGGUCUCAGGUCGCUGUGAACCCAAGGGUGCGCUGACAGGCAGCAAUGCUGGUAUAACCAGCAUCGAGUUUGACAGUACUGGCUCAUACUUGCUGGCAGCCUCCAAUGACUUUGCUAGCAGGAUCUGGACUGUGGACGACUACAGACUGAGGCACACGCUCACGGGUCACAGUGGGAAGGUGCUCUCUGCCCGCUUCCUCCUUGACAACGCACGCAUCGUAUCUGGAAGCUAUGAUAGGACGCUUAAGCUGUGGGACCUGCGCAGCAAAGUCUGUAUGAAGACGGUGUUUGCUGGCUCCAGCUGUAAUGACAUCGUCUGCACCGAGCAGUGUGUCAUGAGUGGUCACUUUGACAAGAAAGUACGCUUCUGGGACAUCAGAGCUGAGAGCAUCGUGCGUGAGCUGGAGCUCCUGGGCAAGGUCACGUCUCUGGAUCUGAACCACGACCGCACCGAGCUGCUCGCCUGCUCUAGGGAUGAUCUCAUCAAGAUCAUCGACCUGCGUACCAACGCCGUCCGCCAGACCUUCAGCGCUCCGAACUUCAAGUGUGGAGCUGACUGGACCAGAGUGACCUUCAGUCCUGAUGGCAGUUAUGUAGCAGCGGGCUCUGCAGAUGCCACCCUGUAUGUGUGGAACACACUGACAGGGAAGCUUGACUGCACGUUAGACAAGAACCACAGCACUGCCAUCAACGCUGUUUCCUGGUCACCGUCUGGAGCUUUCGUGGUCAGUGUGGAGAAGGGAAGCAAAGCGGUUCUCUGGUCUGACAUGUGAUUGGCUAAGCUCUGCUCCGGACAUUGGGUGGCUUAUUGACCUGACUGUAGAAUGGAGAUCUAGACAUUGGACAGGAGGGAGUCUCGUAGACCUACCCACAUUGCGCUGCACACUGACACUGGACUUUAAUGUGUGCAGAUUUCUAAGACAUGGGCCUGAUUGCAGCAAUGAAUAGGUGUCCCCCCCCCCCCCCCCCCCCCCCCAAAAAAAAAGACAAAGCCCACGAAUAUGGAGAGAGUAUUCUCCCAGUGAACAUGAUCAUAUAUCAACUCAAUUUACAUGAUAUCCAGCACUGUCAAUUAUAUCACCUAUAAACCGGAUAUAUGAAAGAUUAUAAAACCGUUAUUUUAAACUGAGCUGGGUUGUCUGUUUUUACAGCAUUGAUGUGUAUAUGGUUAACCAUUACCUUUGGAAGGAGAGGAUUUUGAUGUAGACGUCUGUGUGCAUUUGGGUUUCAUUUGAGUUCAAUUUCCUGUUUUGAACUUAACAAAAUACAUAUAUUUGCAUUGUCCACUGCUAGGGGUGUGUUCUGUAAUGCUAAGCUACCUAAGGAUGUGUAAUUGUCACCAGCCUGUUAGAAACGUUGACGUGAAAGCAUGCUUGCUAGCAGUCUAAAUGGGUAAGCGAUAUUUCAACACAUGCAUGAAUAAGACUGUGCCAAUCACAAAACGGUGCCCUCUAAUAACACUAAAACAAAGAAUGACUUGGCGAUACGUAGCUCACUGACGGCUUUGAAGUUGGCACUGAGGAUCAAAAACUUUCAAUUAUAUUUAUGCUGCCGUAUUGUUUCCAACAAUGUUUUUUCCUGUCAUAGUAAAAGGAAUGGUGAGUCCUUGUGAGGUUUGUAAUAUUUUCUGGUAUUACUUAACCAGUAGGAGUGUGUAUGACAACUGUCUUUAAUUCUAAAUUUCUCAAACAGUCAACCAAUUGUUAUCCAGUUAGUGUUUACACAUUGGGAUGUUUGAUCUUUCCAGGAAACUGCCUCAAAGAAAUGCAUUGUGCUCUUAAACUUGAUUCUGUUUGACACUCCAUGGCGCUUUUUUAUUCUGGCAUUCACAAUCCAUAGGAUUUUUGAUUCACAAAAUGUACAGUUUGUGUACCUCACUACAUAUCAGCUACCAGUGUUCUUCUGUACAGGAAGUCCUGGCCAUAGAGGGCAGUGUGACAUGACCUGAUUCAGCUUGGCUGGAUAUGGUUCAAAGACGUUUGUACUUGUUACCUUCCUAAGGAAAUAAACAUACAAACAUAAAACUAGAGAAGAGAUGGAUUCUGGUCUUCUGCAUCCGCCCCCCCCCCCCCCGUAUCACCACGAGAACAGUACCAAAAUCUGGUCUUCGGUGCCUUGCAGCACUCAACUAGCAUUAAUCACGGUUUUGUGUCUAGUUUUGCGGAAGUGACCCGGGCAUUGAUUCUAAGGAAAGAGACAUUUUUUACCGCCUUGAUAAUGGCUGAUUCUCUGAUCUCCUUUCGACUGAACAAGGGACGGUGUGCUGCUGAUCAGCUGUCCUUUCCCCUUCUGUGAUCAGCAAAACGAUUGUAAAGCUUAAGUUAUGUACAUGUAAAUGAAAGUUCCUCUGUAUGUUUUAAUGUAUGCACACUGAAAACGUGUGGAAAAAUGACUGUGUCUUUUUCUGUGGGGAAAGAGGUUGUUGUCAACCCUAAGAAGAAUGAAAUGUAAGAAACUGAAAGCAAAACAUUUAAUGUACAGUAUGUCCGAGGUCUUUUACAGAUAUGGGGUCAGAUAUAUAGCUCCUGUUGAAUGUUCAUAAACUCUUUGAAGAGA